GCCAGCCCCGCGGCACAGGCGACAAACGGACGCUCCCGUGCCACUCCCGCAGCUCCGCACCGCUCAGGACACCCCUGGGACAGACUCAGACCUAGGCCGCCUGGGCAGCGCCACCAGCUCUUGCACCCACCUUCCGUCUGCCCCAAGAGGAGUUUGGCGCCUGUCCGGAGUGCCGGGGUACCUGCCGCAGAUGGAGCUGGACCACAGGACAAGCGGAGGGCUCCACGCCUACCCGGGGCCGCGAGGAGGGCAGGUGGCCAAGCCCAACGUGAUCCUGCAGAUCGGUAAGUGCCGCGCCGAGAUGCUGGAGCACGUGCGGAGGACUCACCGGCACCUGCUGACCGAGGUGUCCAAGCAGGUGGAGCGCGAGCUGAAGGGGCUGCACAGGUCGGUGGGCAAGCUGGAGGACAACCUGGACGGCUACGUGCCCACGGGCGACUCGCAGCGCUGGAAGAAGUCCAUCAAGGCCUGCCUGGGCCGCUGCCAGGAGACCAUCGCCAACCUGGAGCGCUGGGUCAAGCGCGAGAUGCAUGUGUGGCGCGAGGUGUUCUACCGCCUGGAGCGCUGGGCUGACCGCCUGGAGGCCAUGGGCGGCAAGUACCCGGUGGGGAGCGAGCCGGCCCGCCACACCGUCUCGGUGGGCGUGGGGGGGCCCGAGAGCUACUGCCAUGAGGCUGAUGGCUACGACUACAGUGUCAGCCCCUACGCCGUCACCCCGCCACCGGUGGCUGGCGAGCUGCCCGGGCAGGAACCCGCCGAGGCCCAGCAGUACCAGCCGUGGGGGACAGGUGAGGACGGACAGCUGAGCCCUGGCGUGGACACGCAGAUCUUCGAGGACCCUCGGGAGUUCCUGAGCCACCUGGAAGAUUACCUGCGCCAGGUGGGUGGCUCUGAAGAGUACUGGCUGUCGCAGAUCCAGAACCACAUGAACGGGCCGGCCAAGAAGUGGUGGGAGUACAAGCAGGGCUCAGUGAAGAACUGGGUGGAGUUCAAGAAGGAGUUCCUGCAGUACAGCGAGGGCGCGCUGUCCCGUGAGGCCAUCCAGCGGGAGCUGGACCUGCCACAGAAGCAGGGGGAGCCACUGGACCAGUUCUUGUGGCGCAAGAGGGACCUGUACCAGACACUCCACGUGGACGCCGAAGAGGAGGAGAUCAUUCAGUACGUGGUUGGCACCCUGCAGCCCAAGCUCAAGCGCUUUCUGCGCCACCCGCUGCCCAAGACCCUGGAGCAGCUCAUCCAGCGGGGCAUGGAGGUGCAGGAUGGCCUGGAGCCGGCCGAGGAGCCCACAGGCCCCCCGGCCCCUGAGGAUGAAGCCGAGGCCCUCACGCCUGCCCUCACCAACGAGUCUGUGGCCAGUGACCGGACUCAGCCUGAAUAGAGGGCAGCUGGAGCCCCCAGCCUACUGGCCACACUCAGCCUGUGGCCUUUGCCAGCCUGGACUUCAGAGUGGGGGCUGACUUCUGUGGGGGAAGCCCCCGUCCCUCUGGGUGGCCCACUUGGCCUCCUGGUCUGACUUGCACACAGCCAUCUGGAUGUGGUCACUGCCCUAAGCAGCAGAGGAGCCCCUCCCCCCUGCAGAUCUCUGCCUGCCACCUCCCCUCUCCUAUGUGCUCCCAGCCCUGCCCACCCUCCACAUUCUUAGGCCACCGCAGAACAUCCCCAGCUUCCUCAUUCUACUCAGAAACCAAGUGUUUGGAUGGCACGGGCCAGCAGGCACCAUGCUCCCAGGACAUCCAGGGCAGAAGCUGAGGCAGAACCAAUGCCCAGGAAACCUCGGCUUCUGGCACUGCCACCCUCUCCUGGCACCACCAGACCCAGCUGGCACCCUCCCUGCCUGCCAGGGCAGCUGGCCAGCCCCGGGCAGCCUGGCUCCCUCCUUCCCCGAGAGCCAAAGCCGCAUAUGCAGCAGCAGCAGCAGCCAUGCCCAGGCAUCCUGGUGCCUCCUGGCCCUCAGCACCAGUGAUUCACACAGCCUGGGGAAAGAGCAGAGCUCAGCUCCAUGACUCACCGUGGCAGGCGGAGGGUCCCAGAGGGGCUGAGUCCUCAAAUCUGGCUGAGGCAGUGGCUGGCACCCGCAGAGCCAGGAGAGUGACAGCAGGUUUCAAGAUUCCCACAAAGUCUUUGCUGCUGUGUCUGGCACCACUACUCCCCUCUCAACUUGCAAGCUGUCUGCACAGGAGUCCCAGAACAGCCAAGAGAGGGGCCUGCAGACAGGAGGCAGCUACGGAAGAAGGCAGCAGCCUCAGACAGGCCAAUAUGAGGGCCAGGACUUGCCACUAUGCCUGCCCUACUGGCCACCAGCUGCCUGCCCCCAGAGCCACUGCAGCAACAGUUGGAGGUCGGCUACCCUAGCCCACCUCCCUCCAGCACUGGAACCCUACCUGCUGCGUGGUCAUUGUCUCUGCCAGAGCCCUCCAUGAGCCUUGAGGCUGGGCCCCUGCCCCUGUCCCUGCUCCUGCCAACAGCCCAAGUCCUGCUGUCAAGACCCUGGAAGCCUUUACUCCUGGGGCUAUUCCAGGCACUCUGCCCAGGCUGGUGUUGCCCUGGCCUGAACCCCACCCUCUGCUCCAGCACCAAAACUGGGGUGCUGGCAGACCACUUGCACCUGCAGCUCAGGCAGGCUCUGGUGGGGUUCUUUCUGCCAUGUCCACUAGGGUUUCCAGAUUCUGGGGAAGCAACUCUGCAGACAACACCAACAGAUCCUCCAUCCUGUGCCCCGCCAGCUCCCAGAUUUUAUUUUUGAAAUAAGCCAUAACUCACACUUGUAGGCUGGCACAGGCUGUUGGGAGAAGCCCCGGGGGGCCUGGGGAGACCCUGGGGACCUCAAGAGGGUGUGGCCAACCCUCCAGCCCCCUACAGAUCGGGCCUUGACUAGCCUGGCUGUGUGCACCCCUGUCACCUUACCCCUAACUCUUUUUGUAAGAC
Nycticebus coucang (slow loris) is the source of this 2925-nucleotide messenger RNA. RefSeq names its product activity regulated cytoskeleton associated protein (gene ARC). The coding region runs from base 191 to 1378 and encodes 395 amino acids. The transcript is spliced from 3 exons. Gene Ontology annotation, molecular function: mRNA binding. Lineage: Eukaryota; Metazoa; Chordata; Mammalia; Primates; Lorisidae. Gene Ontology annotation, biological process: modulation of chemical synaptic transmission; positive regulation of AMPA receptor activity. The record is from RefSeq and is a predicted model, not a curated record.